AUGAGAUCCUCCAUAGUGCUGCUCCUGUCGAUCCUGGCGAUGGCAACGGCCAGCCAGGACCUUCUGACGAGGUCCUUGAACCACUGCUUCGGGGCCGAGUCCUGGACGUCGUGUCUGAAGCAGGAGGUCCUGGGGUACCUGGACGAGAGACUGGGCACGUCCACCGAGGCCAGGUCCUUGGACACCGUCGACGAGGCCCUCAUUUCCAGGACGGUUAAGUACCUGAAGAGCUUCGACUACAGCCUGGAUCUUCCGCUCGUGGAGGCGAGCUUGAAGUAUAGACCUAGCAGGAGCCUCCUGGGCCUGGACCUGGAGUUCAAGGACGACGUCGCCACCAGCCAGGCCAGGGGCUUGCUGAAGAAGAAGCUCCUCCUGCCGUUCCUCCUGCUCCUCAAGUUGAAGCUGAAAGCCCUGAUGCCCAUCUUCGUCGCCAUAAUCGGCAUCAAGGCCUUGAAGGCUCUCGUGCUCUCCAAAUUGGCGAUCCUCAUCGUCGUCGGCUUCAUCGCGGUGCAGUUCUUCAAGAAGGGCGGCAUGAUGCCUCCCAUGGGAAUGUCAAUGGAGGCCGCGUCUUCUGCGUACGGGGCUCCACCAUUGUCGACGACUUCGAGUUACGACCCGGCCAACACGUGGGAUGGAAAUGGGCCUUAUUCUCGGGUCUGGACCCCGUCCAAUGGCGCCGAUGCCCAAAACUUGGCGUACAGCUACUACUCCGGCAGCAACUCCAACUCGUACAGCAACCCGUCUUCGUCUUCUUCGUCCUCUUCGUCCGCAGGCUCCUCUAGCUCGACGAACUAUUAA
Messenger RNA from Orussus abietinus, 798 nucleotides. RefSeq lists its product as uncharacterized. NCBI's taxonomy places the organism in Eukaryota, Metazoa, Arthropoda, Insecta, Hymenoptera, Orussidae. Bases 1 to 798 code for a protein of 265 amino acids. The record is from RefSeq and is a predicted model, not a curated record. The transcript is spliced from 2 exons.